Oryzias latipes (Japanese medaka) is the source of this 2257-nucleotide messenger RNA. It is a transcript of the gene shtn1, whose product is annotated as shootin 1. The record is from RefSeq and is a predicted model, not a curated record. NCBI's taxonomy places the organism in Eukaryota, Metazoa, Chordata, Actinopteri, Beloniformes, Adrianichthyidae. Gene Ontology annotation, biological process: neuron projection morphogenesis; positive regulation of neuron migration. Gene Ontology annotation, molecular function: actin binding. Gene Ontology annotation, cellular component: cell leading edge; axonal growth cone; cytoplasm.
UGUAUUUAAGUCUUGUCUCUGCCUUCCUCUUGUGCUGGUCCAUUAAUGUCUCUCAUGUAACGUCCUUAACGUCAUUAUUGUCUCUUCAUCCCUGACUCCCUUCUGCCUUGUUCAUGGUUUGCCCACACCCUGCACGAGUAUGAGGACCUGCAGAGGAGGAGCGAGGCAGCAGCCAUGCAAUGCCAGAGGCUGGAGGAGGAAAGAGAUGCAGCCGUGAAGAAACUCUCUGAAAUCCAACAAGUGUCUCAGAUGGUCAUCCAGGAGGUCAGUGUCAUUCAAGAGGACCUGGAGAUCGAGAGGAUGUGCAGAGAAAGUGCUGAAGCUCUCGCAUCCAAGCUGAACCGGCAGAACCGCUCGCUGAAAAGGAAGAGCAUGAUGCUGAUGUCUCAUCUAAGUCCAGAGACCAUCACAGAGAUCAGCUUGGUGGACGAUGAAGAGGAGGGCGAAGACCUUGAUAUCAACAGCAAAGACUGUCACUGCCAAAACAACAUCGCAGAGCUUCAACGUAAACUGGAACGGGUGCUACAGGAAAAAGAUCAAGCAACUUCUGAGCUAAAGUCAGUGAGACAACAACUGAGAGACGUGAAGGAUGAAGUGAUGAGAGAGAAGCACGAUAACACAGUGUUAAUAGCUGAGAUCAUGCAGCAGAAGAAGCUCCUGCAGAAAUAUAACAGAGUGUCACAGUUUGCUGUGGAGGAAUACGAGGCUCUGCAGGAAACCUUGGACUUGGAACAGAACCUGAGGACAGAAGCAGAGAACUUUGCCAGAGCUAUGCUGGUGGAGCAGAAGAAGCUGAAGAGGCAGAGUCAGAUCCUCAUGCAGAACUCUGCUACGACUCAGGCUCUGCAGGACGCCCUGAGUCAGAUCGCAAGCCUGACUGAGGAGCUGGAGACUGAGAGGCUGGAGCACCAGAAGCAGAUGAAGCAGAUGGAGGAAAAGUUGAAAGGCUGUGAGGUCCAGAGGGAGCUGACAGCACUGAGGCUCAAACUGGAGCUCCUGGAGGAGGAGAAGAAGGAGCACACCGUUAGAUGCUCCAAGGCUGAACAGGAAGUCAAGGAUCUACGUUUCACUGUUGAGGAGCUUCAAAAGAAGCUGCAAGCUGCCGUCAACCCACCUCCCACACCGGCAUCAGCUCCACCCCCACCCCCACCCCCACCCCCACCUGCCACAUCUUCAGCAUCCAACCCUCUCAGUGCUUUGUUGUCCCUCAUUCGAAGGAAAAAAGACAAUGAGAGUGACAUCCCACUGUUGGACCAAAACACCACCAAGACACCAGAAGUGGACAUCAGGCAGCAGGCAGUGGAUGAAAUGAUGCAAAGGAUAAAAAAAGGAGUUCAACUUCGACCUGUCCGCCAAUCACCUUGCAGAGCCAGGAGACAGAUGGAGAAGCUGCCCUCUAAUUCUGCCAUUCAGGAACUUAAAGGAAUCAUGGAGAACUUUAGUAAAAGCCCAAACAUCCCUGGGCCAAAGCCUGUUCAGUCUUCCUCAAAUGAUGAAGAAGAAUUGUAUAAAAUCCUGCUAAGAAGACGAGAUGCUCUGGAAUCCUGACCAAGUGCCAAUCUACACCUCCGGCGUAGCAGAUGUCCUCCGGCUGGAAGUAAUUUUCCAACAAUCUAGAAAUCCUUUCAUACUUUUAUUCCAGUUAUAUAUCCGUGGGUUAGGAAUAAUUUGUAAUAUAAUUUCAGAAAAAUUAGUAAAAAGAGAUUUUAAUGCUUGUGGAUAUGAAGGGAAACCAAGGCCUCCACGCUGAUCAUCCGAUGAUGGAGACUUAUUGGCUAUUCUUUUUAUUUAGAUUGUUACUAACUUCCUGAAAAUUGAAGUUUAUUCUAAAUGUUUUAAUCAAGAGUUCUUACGAUACCAAAUUAAGAAAUGAACCAAAAUCCAGCAGGUGACAUGCCAUUCCGACAGCAACAAUCCUUCAUUUUCUGGGUUCAACACAUUCACAUUGAACCAGUUUGCUGUCAGAAAAUAAAGGAAACAUCCAGCCGUGGUAUCUGCCUCUCUCUAUUUUUUUUCUGCAUUUUUUGUUUCUUUCAGUAAUUCAUAAUGCUAUGUAAUGAAAUCACGGACACAUAAAGUUUUACUGAUAUUAUUAAUAAUAAUUAUGAACUGAUUCAAACAAACUCUGCUUGAUUUUUUUUUUUCUUUGUGACUGGAAGAUUUUUAUUAUUAUUAAUGAGCAAUAAUGCAACAGCAGUGCAGCCUCAUCAGGUAUCUAUACCUGUCAGUCUUUAAAUAAAGAUACAAUUGUGUCAUC